This is a messenger RNA of Passer domesticus (house sparrow), 5544 nucleotides long. RefSeq names its product neurofascin (gene NFASC). The record is from RefSeq and is a predicted model, not a curated record. NCBI's taxonomy places the organism in Eukaryota, Metazoa, Chordata, Aves, Passeriformes, Passeridae. The coding region runs from base 319 to 4437 and encodes 1372 amino acids. Gene Ontology annotation, cellular component: axon; plasma membrane. Gene Ontology annotation, molecular function: cell-cell adhesion mediator activity. The transcript is spliced from 32 exons. Gene Ontology annotation, biological process: axon guidance; cell-cell adhesion; brain development.
UGGCAGUGCGGGGGCACGGCGAGCGCAGCCCGGGUGGGGACCUUGGGGUGACAGCGCAACUUUGGGGCGCCGAGAGCUGGCGGGGGGGCGGCGAUUGCUCUGCGGGGGACGCGCCUCGCUCCUUCCCUGUCGCCUUCCCUCCGGAAGAACAUCCUGGGCCGGAAAAAUCCAUCGGGAUAACGCACCUGGCUCGGGAUGCGGCGCCGGGAAGCGGCGGGGCCCGGCGGCCAGCGCUGAGGAUCCCUCUGCACGUGCCACCACCCCAGGGACACCCCAAAGUCACCCCAAGGUCCUGAGACCACACAGGGAAGCUCCAAGAUGAUCCUGAGGAGAGCCCAGGUCACCUGUGCCAGAAUUGCCUUUGCCCUCUGCCUCCAGCACCUCGUCAGCGCCAUCGAGGUGCCCCUGGACCCAAAUAUCCAGAGUGAAUUGCCGCAGCCCCCCACGAUCACCAAGCAAUCCAUCAAGGAUUACAUCGUGGAUCCCAGGGAUAACAUCUUCAUCGAAUGCGAAGCCAAAGGCAACCCCGUUCCCAUCUUCUCCUGGACACGGAACGGGAAGUUCUUCAACGUGGCCAAGGAUCCCAAGGUGUCCAUGAGGAGGAGAUCGGGGACUUUGGUCAUCGAUUUCCACAGCGGGGGCCGGCCCGACGACUACGAGGGCGAGUACCAGUGCUUCGCCAGGAACGACUACGGGACGGCCCUUUCCAGCAAAAUCCACCUCCAGGUUUCCAAAUCUCCGCUGUGGCCCAAGGAGAAGGUGGAUGUGAUUGAGGUGGAUGAGGGGGCCCCGCUGAGCCUGCAGUGCAAUCCCCCACCCGGCCUCCCUGAGCCCGUCAUCUUCUGGAUGAGCAGCUCCAUGGAGCCCAUCCCGCAGGACAAGCGCGUGUCCCAGGGCCACAACGGGGACCUUUACUUCUCCAACGUGCUGGCGCAGGACGCGCUGACCGACUACAGCUGCAACGCCCGCUUCCACUUCACCCACACCAUCCAGCAGAAGAACCCCUACACCCUCAAGGUCAAAACCAAGAAGUCCCAUAACGAAACGUCUUUAGGAAAUUCCCCCGCCAUGUACCGCGCCCGAGGGAUCUCGGAAACCACUCCCAGCUUCAUGUAUCCCUACGGAACUUCCAGCAGCCAGAUGGUGCUCCGAGGGGUGGAUCUCCUGCUGGAAUGCAUCGCCUCCGGAGUACCAGCACCAGACAUCAUGUGGUACAAGAAAGGCGGGGAGCUCCCGGUGGGUAAAACCAAGAUGGAGAACUUCAACAAGGCCCUGCGCAUCUCCAACGUGUCCGAGGAGGACUCCGGGGAAUAUUUCUGCCUGGCCUCCAACAAGAUGGGCAGCAUCCGCCACACGAUCUCGGUGAGAGUGAAGGCUGCUCCCUACUGGCUGGAUGAGCCAGAGAACCUGAUCCUGGCCCCCGGCGAGGACGGCAGGCUGGUGUGCCGCGCCAACGGCAACCCCAAACCGUCCAUCCAGUGGCUGGUGAAUGGAGAGCCCAUCGAAUCGUCUCCCCCCAACCCGAGCCGGGAGGUGGCCGGGGACACCAUCGUGUUCCGGGACACGCAGAUCGGCAGCAGCGCCGUGUACCAGUGCAACGCGUCCAACGAGCACGGCUACCUGCUGGCCAACGCCUUCGUCAGCGUGCUGGAUGUUCCUCCCCGGAUCCUGGGCCCCCGGAACCAGCUGAUCAGGGUGAUCCAGAACAACAGGACGCGCCUGGAUUGUCCCUUUUUUGGGUCCCCCAUCCCCACCCUGCGCUGGUUUAAGAAUGGCCAGGGGAACACGCUGGAUGGAGGCAACUACAAAGCCCACGAGAACGGGAGCUUGGAGAUGUUCAUGGCUCGGAAGGAGGACCAGGGAAUCUACACCUGCGUGGCCACCAACAUCCUGGGGAAAGCUGAGGCCCAGGUCCGCCUGGAGGUCAAAGACCCCACCAGGAUCGUGAGGGGCCCCGAGGACCAGGUGGUCAAGAGGGGCACCAUGCCCCGGCUCCACUGCCGCGUCAAGCACGACCCCACGCUGCGGCUCAUGGUCACCUGGCUCAAGGACGAUGCCCCCCUGUACAUGGGGAACAGGAUGAAGAAGGAAGAGGAUGGUCUGACGAUCUAUGGCGUGACUGAGAAGGACCAGGGUGAUUACACGUGUGUGGCCAGCACGGAGCUGGACAAGGACUUGGCCAAGGCCUAUCUCACCGUGCUGGCCAUCCCUGCUAAUCGGUUGAAAGAUUUACCCAAAGCACGACCUGACCAGCCCCGGGACUUGGAGCUGACGGAUCUGGCCGAGAGGAGCGUGCGGCUGACGUGGAUCCCUGGCGACGACAACAACAGCCCCAUCACAGACUACAUUGUCCAGUUCGAGGAGGACCGCUUCCAGCCGGGAGUGUGGCAUGACCACUCCAGGUAUCCCGGGAGCGUCAACUCGGCCGUGCUGAGCCUGUCCCCGUACGUGAAUUACCAAUUCCGGGUGAUCGCCGUCAACGACGUGGGCAGCAGCGUGCCCAGCGAGUCCUCCGAGCGCUACCAGACCAACGGGGCACGUCCUGAAAUAAAUCCAACAGGAGUUCAAGGGGCAGGGACCCAAAAAAACAACAUGGAGAUAACAUGGAUCCCUCUGAAUGCAACUCAGGCUUACGGGCCCAACCUCAGGUACAUCGUGAGGUGGCGGCGGCGGGACCCCCGCGGCAGCUGGCACAACGAGACCGUGCGGAGCGCGCGGCACGUGGUGUGGAACACGCCCAUCUUCGUCCCCUACGAGAUCAAGGUGCAGGCCGAGAACGACUUCGGCAGAGCCCCGGAGCCCGACACCUACAUCGGAUACUCCGGGGAGGAUUAUCCCAAGGCUGCGCCCACGGAUAUCAGGAUCAGAGUGUUAAACAGCACUGCCAUAGCUCUGACCUGGACCCGGGUGCACCUGGACACCAUCCAGGGACAGCUCAAGGAGUACCGAGCCUAUUUCUGGAGAGACAGCAGCUUGCUGAAGAACCUGUGGGUCUCCAAAAAACGGCAGUUUGUGAGUUUUCCUGGAGACCGCAACCGGGGCAUCGUGUCCCGGCUGUUCCCUUACAGCAACUACAAGCUGGAGAUGGUGGUCACCAACGGCCGAGGGGACGGGCCCCGCAGCGAAAUGAAGGAAUUUCCCACCCCUGAAGGAGUGCCCAGCUCCCCCAGGUACCUGCGGAUCCGACAGCCCAACCUGGAAAUCAUCAACCUGGAGUGGGAUCACCCCGAGCAUCCCAACGGGAUCAUCACGGGAUACACGCUCCAAUACCAGCCCUUUAACGGGUCCCGGAUGGGGAGGACGGUGGUGGAGAACCUGUCCCCCAACCAGACGAGGUUCACCCUGCAGAGGUCAGACCCCAUCUCCCGCUACCGCUUCAAGCUCCGCGCCCGCACCCAGGUGGGAGAGGGAGAGAUCCUGACAGAGGACUCGCCGGCGCUGCUGGAUGAAGCCACGCCAAGCCCAGAGGCAACUGGGCCGCCUCCAACCGCAGUGGAGGAAACCAGUCCUGAAACCAGUCCUGAAACCAGUCCUGAAACCACUCCUGAAACCAGUCCUACAAUCAGUCCUACAGUCAGUCCUACAACCACCCCAACCACCACCGACACCACAACCACAACAACCACAACAACCACCACCACAAGCACCACCAGCACCGCCGCCAGCACCGCCGCCAGCACCAGCGCCGCUGCCGAGAGGGCUCCGGCAGCCACCACCAGGCACGAGUUGGCCGCCAAUGGAUCGUCCAUAUGGGACAUCAGAGCCAUGGCAAACAGUAACUGGGCAAACAUCACCUGGAGCCACAAUUUCUCGGCAGGAACUGACUUUGUGGUUAAGUAUAUCACCAGUAACAAGACAGAGAAAUCAAUCCCCGUUAAGGCUCAGGGCCCGUCCUCGGUGCAGCUGGCGGAUCUGACGCCGGGGAUGAUGUACAAGCUGUGGGUGUUCCCCAUAUGGUCCCACCCCAGCGAGCACUCGUACAUUACCUUUACCACCAGCUCAGCCUACACCAAGAACCAGGUGGACAUCGCCACGCAGGGCUGGUUCAUCGGCCUCAUGUGCGCCAUCGCCCUCCUGGUGCUCAUCCUCCUCAUCGUCUGCUUCAUCAAGAGGAGCCGCGGCGGGAAGUAUCCAGUGCGGGACAACAAGGACGAGCACCUCAAUCCCGAGGACAAGAACGUGGAGGACGGAUCCUUCGACUACAGCGAUGAAGACAACAAACCUCUUCCCAACAGCCAGACCUCGCUGGACGGGACGAUAAAGCAGCAGGAGAGCGACGACAGCUUGGUGGACUACGGAGAAGGGGGCGAGGGCCAGUUCAACGAGGACGGCUCCUUCAUCGGCCAGUACACAGUCAAGAAGGACAAAGAGGAGACCGAGGGCAACGAGAGCUCCGAGGCCACGUCCCCUGUCAAUGCCAUUUAUUCCCUGGCAUAGCAAAAGUGCCGGGAAAAGCACCCACAGCCCGAGGGGUUCGGAGCGGCCGGGGGUUCCGCCGGCAGCCGCCGCCGCCGCUGCCUCCGACAGGAAAAGGAAUCGAGCGAGGACUGAAAAACAAAAAAAAAAAAAAUAGAGAAAAAAAAUUAAAAUAGCAAAAAAAUACAAAAAAAAAAAGGGAAAAAAAAAUAUUCCAAGCAACGAGGCAGCCCAGGCGGCCGCCAAUGCCAUUUAUCCUUAGCAAACGAGCCAACGGCAAAGGACGCGCGGGGUGGGAGCCGGAGCGGGAGUCGGGGCUGAGCUGGAGCGGGUGGAGGGGAGGAGUUGCUCGAGCUGCUCGCCAGUUUGGGCUGCUCCCCAGUUUGGGGGUUUCCCCCCAUUUUGGGGCUGCUCCCCAGUUUUGGGGCUACUCCCCAGUUUGGGGCUGCCUCAGGACCAGUCUGGAGGGGGCCCAUGUUUGGCUCGGCUCCCCGAGGCUUUUUUUUGUUCUUUUAGGAAGGAGCUCCAACAUUUUGGGUUUAAUUUUAUCAGGAAGGUUCUGGAUCAGAGGGGAAAGGGGAAAGAAAUCAAAGAAUUUUGGGGAGGGAAGAGGGGUGACAGGGGCCUGGGCAGAGCAAAGGCAUGGAAGGAGGGAAGGGGUGGAUUUUGGGGUGAAAACACCGGAUUACUCAGCCGUCCAUCCUCACGGCAGCACCUUGCCCAUAACCUCUCCCAACAAAUCCUCCUUCCUGAAAAACCUAUGCAGGGAAGAGCAGGUCCCCACCACCUCCCUCAGCACCGGGAUUUGUCCUUGCUGAGGCUGGGAAAACCCACAGGGAGCUCAUCCCCCAUUCCCACUGAGCUCCGGUGCAUCCCAGGAGGAGAAGAUGUUGUGGAGGAACUUUUGGGAUGUGUGGAAGGACAGGGAAGAGCCUCUCCCCUGCCAAGCCCGGGGUAACAGCACUGCAGAAGAGCGUUUUUGGGUUUAAAUUUGCUUUAUAGGGAUUUUGGGGGGCAGACACUCCCCAACCCACACCUGCUUUCUUUCCAAGGCAACUCCAUAAAUCCAAUGUAGCAAAGAGGGCCUGGAAGAAGGAGUGGGAUCAGAAUAGGAUGAGAAGACCAAAA